Messenger RNA from Caenorhabditis remanei, 996 nucleotides. RefSeq lists its product as uncharacterized. The record is from RefSeq and is a predicted model, not a curated record. Lineage: Eukaryota; Metazoa; Nematoda; Chromadorea; Rhabditida; Rhabditidae. The transcript is spliced from 8 exons. The coding region runs from base 1 to 996 and encodes 331 amino acids.
AUGCACAAUGAGGAGUAUUGUAUCGGGUAUAAUUUCCUAGAAGCAUCUGAAUCAUUCCGAGAAGAUGGUCUCGAACCGAUCACUCUUGCAGUUCAUGGUACUUCAGAGAUGAUGGAAAUGAUUGAGAGAAAACCGUCGAAUUGGGAUGGUCCCAUAUCUUUGGCAUUAUUUAUUGAUUAUCAUUCACAAGGAGCUUUAGAAUAUUUAUCAGAUGUGCAUCGAUGUGAUCAAGAAUUUAGGAGAAAGGCCACAACUACUUUCGAAAAUGGAACGAAUUUAAAAGAUCUUCCAGGUGUCGAAUAUCGAAACGAGACAGUUGGAUCAUUCGAGUUGUAUCCUAGUAAUCUGAUGAGAAACAUUGCGAGACGAGGAGCCAAAUCAGAUAUUCAUUUUAUUGCGGAUAUCGAUAUGAUAAUGAGUGGAGGAUUCGCGACGAAAGUGAAACAGAUUUCGAAUGCAAUGGUUGAUGGAAAGAGUAAGAAAGUCCUAGUUGUUCGACGAUUCGAAAGCAACCAAACCGCUAUUCCAACGGAUCACAAACAAUUGUUUAGUGAUGUCAAUAACAAGAAAACGUUUGAAUUCCACCACAAAUUCUUCUUCUCUGGACACCGAAUUCCAAAUAUUUCGCAUUGGUUCGCAGUCUCCAACGAAUCCGAUACAAUUAGUGCAUGGAAAAUUCCAUAUGAAAACAGUGGAUGGGAAGUUCAAGUGAUUCUCCACCGUAAGGAUCCCUACAAUGCAGAUUAUUUUCCUGCAAGAGUCAGAGUUAUGCAGUCAUUGAUCUACAAUUUAUGUCGUGCUAACUACUCAUUCAACCUUCUUUCCCACGUGUUUGAUGUUCACGAAGGCAUCAAAUUGAAUGAUACAGAUUACUCAAGAGGUGUGAUUGCUCAUUCAAAAAAAUACGGGAGAAAGAAAGCAUACAAUCGAUAUGUCAAUGAGAUGAAUACCGCAUAUCCAUCGACUUUGGGACGGUGUGGGAACUUUGUGAUGUGA